Prunus dulcis (almond) is the source of this 1155-nucleotide messenger RNA. Its product is annotated as (+)-neomenthol dehydrogenase-like. The transcript has 4 exons. The coding region runs from base 105 to 1001 and encodes 298 amino acids. Gene Ontology annotation, cellular component: membrane. NCBI's taxonomy places the organism in Eukaryota, Viridiplantae, Streptophyta, Magnoliopsida, Rosales, Rosaceae. Gene Ontology annotation, molecular function: oxidoreductase activity, acting on the CH-OH group of donors, NAD or NADP as acceptor. The record is from RefSeq and is a predicted model, not a curated record.
AAUUCAAAGGCUUUUGAAGAACAUUUCAUUAUAAAAGAAAAGAAGGCUCUUGCUGUUUAAUACACAUCUCAAUUUUCACAGACUGUCCUGUUUCGAAUCAAUCAAUGGCAGAAGUAACAAAGAGGUAUGCAGUUGUUACUGGAGCAAACAAAGGCAUAGGAUUGGAAACUAUCAGGCAGUUGGCCUCAAAGGGGUUCACCGUAGUCUUAACUGCCCGAGAUGAGAAGAGGGGUCUUGAAGCUGUUGAGAAACUCAAAGAGUCUGGCCUCUCUGGUCAAGUGGUUUUUCAUCAACUUGAUGUACCUAACCCUGCUACUGUUGCUUCCUUGGCAGACUUCAUCAAAACCCAGUUUGGGAAACUCGAUACCUUGGUGAACAAUGCAGGGAUUGGUGGAAGCAUAGUAGAUGGUGAUGCUUUAAAAGCUGCUGUAGCCUCUGGUGCCAUGGAAAGAGGAGAAGUUGAUUUGAGUAAACUAAUGACUGAAACUUAUGAGUUAACAGAAGAAUGCUUGCAAAUAAACUAUUAUGGUGCUAAAAGAACAGCUGAAGCACUUAUCCCACUCCUCCAGUUAUCUGACUCACCGAGAAUUGUUAAUGUUUCAUCUUCCAUGGGGAAGUUAGAGAAGAUACCAAGCGAUCGGGCUAGAGGAGUUUUUACUGAUGCUGAAAACCUAACAGAAGAGAGAGUAGAUGAGGUACUGACCGAGCUUCUAAAAGACUUCAAGGAGGGUUCACUUGAAAGGAAGGGCUGGCCUUCUUCUAUGCCUGCCUAUACAGUCUCAAAAGCAGCACUGAACGCAUAUACAAGAAUUCUAGCAAAGAAGUACCUCAAUUUUCGUAUCAAUUCAGUCUGCCCUGGCUUUGUCAAAACAGAUAUAAACUUCAAUGCCGGCUUCUUGCCUGUCGAAGAAGGUGGUGCCAGGGUUGUGAAGUUAGCAUUGCUGCCCAAUGGUGGCCCUACUGGCUCCUUCUUUGUUCACAAUGAAGUGUCGGAUCUUUGAUUGAAGAAGAUCCAUUUAUGCAAAUUUAAUACGAUUCGCUUAUUGGGCAACAUCUUGUACUGUAAUGUAAUUUUAAGUAUUUUGGACACCAACAGAUCCUUUUGACGUUCUUUCUACAUUCAAUAAGAGGAUGGCAUAUAUGAUGUUUUCUCUA